CUCUAUAGUCACUUGACAAAUGACCACGUUGGUAGAAAAUCAACUGGUAACUUAUGCUUAACUUGUCAUUGGGAAGAUUGUGAUGUGUCUGUUAUCAAAAGAGACCAUAUCACCAGUCACCUUAGAGUCCAUGUUCCUUCAAAGCCUCACCAUUGCGCUUAUUGCGAUAAAUCGUUUAAACGUCCUCAAGACUUGAAGAAGCAUGAAAAGAUUCAU
Molecule: messenger RNA, 216 nt
Organism: Rhizopus microsporus ATCC 52813
Lineage: Eukaryota; Fungi; Mucoromycota; Mucoromycetes; Mucorales; Rhizopodaceae
Exons: 2
Biological process (GO): positive regulation of transcription by RNA polymerase II
Cellular component (GO): nucleus
Source: RefSeq, a predicted model, not a curated record